Durio zibethinus is the source of this 1497-nucleotide messenger RNA. It is a transcript of the gene GMD1, whose product is annotated as GDP-D-mannose 4,6-dehydratase 1. Gene Ontology annotation, molecular function: GDP-mannose 4,6-dehydratase activity. Lineage: Eukaryota; Viridiplantae; Streptophyta; Magnoliopsida; Malvales; Malvaceae. The record is from RefSeq and is a predicted model, not a curated record. Gene Ontology annotation, biological process: 'de novo' GDP-L-fucose biosynthetic process.
CCUCUAUCUCGACACCCCCCCCCGCCCCCGGCGGCCCCGUCUCUUAUAAAACUAGCAAUCGCUUACAAGAACUGAAGCCGCGUCUUCUUCCAUUUUUUUCCCCUAAAUCUAGUCAAUUUUCUCCACCAUAUUCCGCCUCCGAAAUGGCAACCAACAGUGACAGUUUCCCGGCCGGAUCCGGAUCUGGAUCUCCCACGGUUAACGGCGACGCAACUCCUGACCGCAAGAUCGCGUUGAUCACUGGAAUCACCGGUCAAGAUGGUUCAUACCUGACCGAGUUCCUCCUCAACAAAGGCUACGAAGUCCACGGCUUAAUUCGCCGCUCUUCCAACUUCAAUACGCAACGUAUUAAUCACAUCUACAUCGACCCGCACAAUGCUCACAAGGCUCGGAUGAAGCUCCAUUACGCUGACCUCACCGAUGCUUCCUCGCUUCGUCGCUGGCUCGACUCUAUCCGACCCGACGAGGUUUACAAUCUGGCUGCCCAAUCCCACGUGGCGGUCUCUUUUGAAAUCCCUGAUUAUACUGCUGAUGUGGUGGCUACUGGAGCCCUCCGAUUGUUGGAAGCCGUUAGAUCCCACAUCGCCGCCACGGGUCGGAGCCAUAUCAAGUAUUACCAAGCAGGAUCUUCGGAAAUGUUCGGAUCCACUACUCCGCCGCAAUCUGAAGAUUCCCCAUUUCACCCCAGAUCUCCAUACGCAGCUUCCAAAUGCGCCGCGCAUUGGUACACUGUCAAUUACAGGGAAGCUUACGGGAUCUAUGCCUGUAAUGGAAUUUUGUUUAAUCACGAGUCCCCGAGGAGAGGAGAGAAUUUCGUGACCCGGAAAAUUACUCGGGCCGUUGGCAGGAUCAAGAUUGGGUUGCAAAGCAAGUUAUUUUUGGGGAAUCUGCAAGCUUCGAGGGAUUGGGGUUUUGCUGGGGAUUACGUGGAAGCUAUGUGGAUGAUGUUGCAACAAGAGAAGCCAGACGAUUACGUUGUGGCGACGGAGGAGUCGCAUACGGUGGAGGAGUUUCUGGAAGUGGCAUUUGGGUAUGUUGAUUUGAACUGGAAAGAUCAUGUGGUGAUUGAUAAGAGGUAUUUUAGGCCUGCCGAGGUGGAUAAUUUGAAAGGUGAUUCAAGUAAGGCAAGAAAGGUUCUUGGUUGGAAACCCAGAGUUGGGUUUGAGCAAUUGGUGAAGAUGAUGGUUGAUGAAGAUAUUGAAUUGGCUAAGAGGGAGAAAGUGUUGGUUGAUGCUGGUUAUAUGGAUGCCCAGCAACAACCUUAAUUUACAGCCUUUGGAUGAAAAUUUAUUUCAUGUUUAAUUUAAUUUCAAGUUUUAUGUUGUUUUAAUUCAUUUAAUUCCUGGAAGUUCAUAAUGAUGUCACUCUGAAAUUCCAUUUUUAUUUAAGGAAAGCCUGAUAUUUUGCCUUGAAACUGGAUCUUAUACCUUCAGUUUGAACUUUGAAGUGAAGUGGUCCAUCCAUGUACAAGCUCAGAAUAUGAGACUUUGAUCUUUA